GCGGGAACGCAGCGGGAGCGCCCGCAGCAGCUGCAGCAGCAGGGGCAGCCAAUCUGAUGACUUGACUAUCCAUGAGACGGAGAAGACAGAAAAGAGAAAGACAAACAGGACUUAGAGAUUGAAAACAUUAUCAAGAGGUAGCUCCUGGAGUGGAGGUCUUGUCUUCCUCAUUCCCGCUUUCCUGGACCUGGGCCGCCUGCUGCUGAUACGACGUUGCCUGCCUCCCCACGUCUCGACCGCAUCCGGGCCUUCCGCCCUACCUGUCCCCUCCACCGGAAACCAAGUAAGGCAACUCAGUUUAACUGUGGAGGAUCGCUGAUUGUCUGCUGGAUCCCACUGACUGAUCUCCUCUCAUUACAGUGCCCCGGCCACUUCAUAGUCCAGUUUCGACCUCCCCAUUGCCUCUGCUGUUCAGCUGCAUCCUAGAGUUGUCUAGGUCACUCUUAGUUCCCUUAGGUUAUACUACGCGCCACUAGUGUGGUGGCGUCGUUUUGUUUUCGCUUGUGUUUACUUGUGGGGUGAAAUAAAUCCUUUGUUCACUUACUGUCUCGCUUCCGGGUUGGUUUCUGCACCUGUGUCCAUCUCAGUUACCUCGUGCCGCUGGGCCAUGACACUGUGACUGUGUACACAGGAAAAACUACACAAUAAUGUUUGUUUUUUAAACAUUGUGGACCUAUCUACGUUUGUUAUUGUUAAUUUUAAAUAUUUGUUACGAUUAAAUGAUGAUGGCAGUAAUCUCAUUUGAACAUAGGUUUGAUUUAGUGGAGUCAGUUGUUCCCAUGCAUCAUUCUGUAAGUGGGAGAAUGAACUAAGAUUAGAAAAUGUCAAAAUAUAAAGUGUCAUUUAUUUUUAUUCAUCACAACAUCCAAAACUUUGCUGAACUUUUUGAAAUAUAAAAUGAACUCGCUGAGUGUUGACUGUCAUAACUCAAGAAAAGUUAAACUGGGCUGACCCAGUUGAAACUAAUUUUAACAGUUUAAACCAGUUAAACCAGUUUACCUGGGUGAGACUUGUUACUGCAUGCUGUAAUCAAACAUACCACACCCUGCAUCAUGUGAUUGGCUCUUGGUCGCUCUGUAAGAAUAUUUCUUUAGCGCCUCCCUUCACAGAUGUGUCUGUAUCAGGAUGGGUCUAAACAACAUGGUGUAAAUGCAGUUGCUGGUGAGCCUUAUUUCCUGUAGGAGGUGAACAAGAGCAGAGAUCUGUUUCCCUUCAGAGCACAGAGGUUGUUUCUGUUCAGAGAAAGUGAAACUGUCUGACAGUCACUGAGAGACGGUGAAACGGCACAGCACAUGAAUCAAAUGGACCAAACAAAAUUCUGCUGUUCAGUCUGUUUGGAUCUACUGAAGGAUCCAGUGACUAUUCCCUGUGGACACAGCUACUGCAUGAACUGUAUUCAAAGCUUCUGGGAUGAAGAGGAAAAGAAGAAAAUCUACAGCUGCCCUCAGUGCAGACAGACUUUCACAGCGAGGCCUGUCCUGGUGAAAAGCACCAUGUUAGCAGUUUUAGUGGAGGAGCUGAAGAAGACUGGACUCCAAGCUCCUCCUGCUGAUCACUGCUAUGCUGGACCUGAAGAUGUGGCCUGUGAUUUCUGCACUGGAAGAAAAAUGAAAGCCUUCAAGUCCUGUUUAUUCUGUCUGGCAUCUUACUGUGAGAAACACCUUCAGCCUCAUUAUGAUGUGGCUCCAUUAAAGAAACACAAGCUGGUGGAGCCCUCCAAGAAGCUCCAGGAGAACAUCUGCUCUCGUCAUGAUGAGGUGAUGAAGAUGUUCUGCCGUACUGAUCAGCAGAUUAUCUGUUAUCUCUGCUCUGUGGAUGAACAUAAAGGCCACGACACAGUCUCAGCUGCAGCAGAAAGGACUGAGAGGCAGAGAGAGCUGGAGGUGAGUCGACAAAACAUCCAGCAGAGAAUCCAGGACAGAGAGAAAGAUGUGAAGCUGCUUCAACAGGAGGUGGAGGCCAUCAAUCAGUCUGCUGAUCAAACAGUGGAGCACAGUGAGAAGAUCUUCACUGAGCUGAUCCAUCUCAUCCAGAAAAGAAGCUCUGAUGUGAAGCAGCAGAUCAGAUCCCAGCAGGAAACUGAAGAUCUCACUCAAAUCUGAUGCAGAAAAUAUGAAACUAAUCUGAGAGAAUAACUGAAGCAGUUUUCCUCCUGAAGCAUCACAAAGUUCAGAGUUCAUGUUUAGAGCAGAAGAUUCAGCAGUCGCUCUGUGACCUUUCAACUUUCUUCACUAAAACAGCUUCAUUACAGAGAAACAAGUCACAUGUUCUUGAUGUUCUUAAGUCCUUUCAGAUGUUUGUAAUGGUCCUUGAAUGCAGCAUCAGUGUUACAGGUUGUGACUCCUGUGAACAAACUGACACAGUGUGAUAUUACACAUAUUUAAAUCUGUCUUUACUGAUGAUGUUGAAGCUGCUGAAGGCUCAGUGAAGUUUUGUCUUCCUGCAGGUUAACAAGUGAAAUCUGAAAGUGAUGCACAACACAAGAGGGCGCCUUCAUCCUGCUAACAGGGAUGUAGAGGAGGUUAAAGCACCUCAGCUCAGU
Messenger RNA from Oreochromis aureus, 2542 nucleotides. RefSeq names its product E3 ubiquitin/ISG15 ligase TRIM25-like. The record is from RefSeq and is a predicted model, not a curated record. Bases 1293 to 2102 code for a protein of 269 amino acids. Gene Ontology annotation, molecular function: zinc ion binding. The transcript has 3 exons. NCBI's taxonomy places the organism in Eukaryota, Metazoa, Chordata, Actinopteri, Cichliformes, Cichlidae.